AUGUCUAAAGUUAGCACUUUGGCGGGAUGCGCGCGAUCGACGGAACGGGCUGGGCGGCUGGUCUCUGCACCCACGGAGGGAGGCUCACCUGGCACAACUGCUUCCCCGGUGGCCCCCAGAGAGCCCGGUUCGGCACCCACGCCGGGGGCUCCGUCGGGGGCCUCUCCUAGUCCUCCCACGAGGCGCUCCUCAGGCGGCGACCCCGACACACCCCUCGCUGUCUCUGGUUGGAGGCCAGCAGCGCCUGGCAACGCGUCCUCCCCCGGACUGUGGGCAAGCGUCUCUGCGCUCUCCUGCCCGGAGCAAUUCUCCGCGGUAAAAAGAGUGCCAAGUUUCCCCAAUACUGGCUUCCUUCUGGUGUCUUCUGGUGGUUGUGCUCUGGACUGGAAAACAAAAUAAGGCAGGGAGAGAAACUAUGAAAAUCCGUUUUGUUCCCUUUUGGGAAGCAGCUUGGCAAUGGACCAGGUGUAAUUGAAAAGGUAAAGCCAGGUGUGGCUGUCUGGUCUUUAUUAUGUUCUGACAAAAUAUAUAUAGGGUCUCGCUGUGUAACUCUGGCUGUCCUGUAACUCCUAUAAACCAGAUUGGCCUUGAACUCACAAAGACCCGCCUGCUUUGGCCUGAUGAAUGCUGGGGUUAAAGGCCUGCAAGCACCACCACAUGGCUAAAUUUAGCAUGGCUAAAUUUCAUUUUCUUGUAUUUUUGGUUAUGAGCCUAGCCUUUAAGUGGUGAGCCAUCUCCAGCCCUAAAUUUCUUUUUCCUAAAUGCAUUUUCAAAGCUACAAUAGUAUUUCGUUACAAGUGUUUUUAAUUUGAAAAUCCCAAAUAUCACAUGUAUAGAGUAAAACAAUUCCCAGUUCUCACUGGUUUCUGCUUUUUAUCUCCUUCCUUAAUAAAAAUGUAAAUUUAAAGCAACCAGGCAUGACUUCGGGGCCCGCAGUUCGCCCCCAAAUAUCUUAAGGAGAAUGUUUACAGAAACAGCACCUGGGAGCUGGUGAAUUGGAGCGGCUCAAGGAAAACCUACUGUGGCCUGGGGCGGGGAGAACAAAAGGAAACACCUGGUCGCAGGAAUACUGUACCUGGCCCCACCCGGUAGGGAUACGCUCACCCAAUGGGGCCCGGGUGCCUGCAUUCAAACCGAGCAGGCGGCAGAGCACUGCUCCGCCUCUUCCCAGCUCA
Messenger RNA from Microtus oregoni (creeping vole), 1175 nucleotides. RefSeq names its product leucine-rich repeat extensin-like protein 5. Lineage: Eukaryota; Metazoa; Chordata; Mammalia; Rodentia; Cricetidae. The record is from RefSeq and is a predicted model, not a curated record. Bases 1 to 399 code for a protein of 132 amino acids. The transcript is spliced from 2 exons.